Messenger RNA from Larimichthys crocea (large yellow croaker), 2000 nucleotides. It is a transcript of the gene smim13, whose product is annotated as small integral membrane protein 13. Bases 341 to 604 code for a protein of 87 amino acids. The transcript is spliced from 2 exons. The record is from RefSeq and is a predicted model, not a curated record. NCBI's taxonomy places the organism in Eukaryota, Metazoa, Chordata, Actinopteri, Sciaenidae.
CAGGCGCAGUUUGAGUCGACGUCACGACGUUGUUUUGUUGUCUGAAGCCAGUUCCUGUAGCUCGUGCUGUCCGUCGCGUGAGAACUACGUCUCCAUGCUGCAGUGAUGUAGCACGCAGGCGGAGGACUCCACCCUGCUGACUGCUCGUUAGCUCGUGUUCCUCUGCCGGCGCGUGAAGCUGCGUUAGCUCCGUCUGUCACCCAGCUAGCUCACAGGCUAGCGAUGAGCUGCUGUGUGUGCUAACGCAGCUAGCACCGCUGCCGGCCGGCUAACCUCCGUAUCUGCGCGGCGCGGAGCAGAGAGGCCUCCACCUCCACCUCCACCUCCAGCUCCAGCUAAGAUGUGGCAGAGUGUGGGGCUCACACUACUGGUCAUCGUGGCCGCGCUGCUCUGCGCGCUGCUCUUCAUGCUGUUCGGUUGGUAUGUAGUGUGGCAGCUCUUCCUGUCCAAGUUCAAGUUCCUGCGUGAACUGGUUGGCGAUGCUGGCACCCCGCAGGCCGAAACGCAGCCAUCUGAAACCAAGAGUGAACGUGCAGCUAACCCCCCAACACGAAAUCGGCCCAGGACACGCCAAAGAGUUGCCUCUCCAGAAAGCACGUCAUAGAUCACCUAGACACUGUGUAUCCUCCACAUCUAUGAAAGCCAUCCUCACUAUGAUCGGCCCUCAGUAAACAUCACGUGUGACCAUCAGAGAUGUUUCCCACUGACCCUGCACUCUACACUACACAAGGACCUUGUGGACACUCAGUAGUCGGCCUCCUCUCACCAGGACACUUUAAACUGACCAGGCAGAGCUCCUGGUUUUAAAGGGAAAAGCCAUUUACGUACAUUACUGUCCAUGUCUGUGUGUCAUCUGUUCAUAUGUUGCAUUAUGUACUGAGCAGUGAACCUGGGGCUCCUCUCACGCUCCUCCUGUUGUUAUUAGUAAUGGCCAGCCUUUAAGAGUGGCCACACUGCUUCCUGCCACCUACGUGGCGCAUGAUGAUGCUCCAUCACACAAAGAUGUGUGUGAAUUCUCCUACAUGUUUAAAUCUUUUUAAACUGAAAAAAGUCCUCCUUUGUACAAAGCAGGCAGAUAAUUAUCAAACAUGAGCUCAUCUACAUCAUUUCAUCAACUGAAGUUAAACUCCAAACUGAAACAGGGAUUUCUACAGCUGAUUAUUGUAUCUUCUAAAACAACGUGACAUAAUGUAAAGUGCAAUCAAAGGAAUGGGUCAUUUAGUUGUUUCUGUGUAUUCUGGACUCCCAUCCAGUAGAUAAUGCCCAAAACCUCCAAGGAAGUUGACAGAUGACACGGCUUCAUUCCAGUUGUGUUAAAUGUGACCUUUUUUGUUACAACUUCUCCAUCCCCCCUUUUUUUUUUCAAACCUAUAUUUAUACUUGAAGAGUCAGGAGAAAGUUGUUGGACUGUUGUUGAAGCAACCCUCCACAUUAUUAGCUGAUCUCCAGGAGCUAUGAAAGCAGGCUCCCUGCUGAUCGAGUGCUGUGUGAACCCUCUCCCGCUCCCUGUGCCUGUUUGUACCAGUGCCUGUCUACAGGGCAUCCACUGUUUAUCACAGGACCUCCUUUUGUAUAGCUGACAGUAGCUUUGUUUCCAUUAAAGGGCACAUCAAAGCUAAUCAAUAUUUAUGGAAUAUUCUCCCUCCAGGUAAAAAUCAUGUAACUCUUGCAUCUUUCUGUUAGCAGUGGUUUUUUUUCUUCUUCUUUUCUUCAGUGGAGUGCUAGCUUCAAAUAAAUAAUGCCAUGAAUCUGUUGAGUGAACUGUCACGUGAUCGAUGGUUCAAAGUACUUUUUAUAUUGGGUGUAAUAAACAUACAUACAUAACAUAAACUGCCUCAUUCUGUAUACACAAGCUAAUAACCAUGUAUUACUAGUUAGAAUUGGUCGUUGUCCAUUAUCUAGUCUUCCUGGGAUCCACAGAAAAACAAUAAUAAAGCAGCUGUUUACAGUCAAUAUCUAGACAAGAAACUGCCGUCAAAUAAAAAAAGUGAUAGAAUAUG